Molecule: messenger RNA, 1175 nt
Organism: Aspergillus ruber CBS 135680
Lineage: Eukaryota; Fungi; Ascomycota; Eurotiomycetes; Eurotiales; Aspergillaceae
Exons: 3
Coding region: 24-1007 (327 amino acids)
Source: RefSeq, a predicted model, not a curated record
CGGCGUAUGGUGGUGGGUUGGCUAUGGGCCCUCCACAGUUGCAUCAUCAUCACCAUGCUCGACCUGAUGGUAGUCCACAUGAGGAAGUCAGCGGCACCUCUGAGUUUCCGAACGCUUCUCACCGUCCAUCUGUCACCGAAGGCCCCCGGCCAACUACAGCAACAACGGAACUCCGACCAGCACAGGUCUUCCACGGCUACCCAACAUACCCAUCACCAGCUUCCAGCGCCCGAGCAGGCCCCUCGAUGCCUCCUCUCCUACGAGAAAACGGGCUCAGCGCCAUGGGCCGACCCCCGACCGUCGCAACCAGCACCACCGCACCAGCAGCUCGACCGGACGCAGUCGACGAGGACGAGGAGUACCAACCAAGCAAAGAUGAGCUCUUCGGGACCCAGCCCACCGGCAAACCGCGCAAGUUUAUACUUGUCCCUGAUCCGCAUCGUGGAGAAAGUCGAGUGCGCGUUAAGGUCAACCUUGAUCAGGCCAAGAUGGACGAGUUGCCCGACUCGUACCGGAUGACGCACUCGGUUUAUCCUCGGUCAUACUUUCCCGUGCAUUUGAAGAACCCGCCUGGUUUGACAGUGCCCGGGAAGCGGUAUUUCAGAGACGAUGCGGCAGAGGCAGAGGCGGAUGAUGAGGCCGCGACUGUCGGACGAGUCACAGUACCUGCGCCGUCACUGGAUGGAGAAAGUGAUACGAUCGUGCCGCGGAUGUCGAAGCGACGUCACCGGAAGGAUGCGAUUUUGAAUGAUUUGGGAUACCGGAUGACAUGGUGCCAGAGUAGGACUUUUGUGGGACGGAUGGUAUUUCUGCAGAAGUCAUUGGAUAUGUACCGCAACAAAACGCGAAGCGCCAUGCUAGGCGCGGGCCAGGAUCCGGCAUCGAUUCCCGAGCAUCUCGAGACGCGGGCUGGUAAGCGACGUUUCCUCGAGCGAAGGAAGCGGAAGACGACUUCCGCUUCGGGAAUGAAUGCAUCCCGACGCAGCGCGGAAGAGGUCGAGGCUUAACCUGCAUUUGCAUUUGCCUCUGCAUUUGGAGUGAUGACCUGAUCUGAUUGAUGAUAUGAUAUGUUACGUACGCACGGCCAUUUAUGCUUGAUGAGUGACGGAUCUACAAUGUCUAAAAAUUGUCUUUAAAAAUAUGGGACGUGCGGGAUUAGUAUGGGAGGCGUCGUU